Molecule: messenger RNA, 531 nt
Organism: Penicillium chermesinum
Lineage: Eukaryota; Fungi; Ascomycota; Eurotiomycetes; Eurotiales; Aspergillaceae
Exons: 1
Coding region: 1-531 (176 amino acids)
Source: RefSeq, a predicted model, not a curated record
AUGCUGAGAGCCAGAAGAGAAGCUCGCGCUGCGGGCCAAGACCCUCGAGCCGCACUAGGCCGAUCGCGCCUGCGCGGCGGCUAUCAGGAAGACCCCUAUGCCCAACAGUAUAACCAGGACCCGUACGCUCAACAACAAUACGGUGGCCCCCAACAGGGCUAUGGUGGUCCUCAACAGGGCUACGGCGCUCCUCAACAGUACCAGCAGCAGCAGCAAUAUCCCCCGCAGCAACAAUAUAAUCAGCCUCCGCCGUACGGGGCCCCGCAACAGCAACAGCAGCAGCACUACCCUCCGCAGUACGGUGGGCAGCAGCAAUCGCGCCAGUAUGGUGCCCCGCCACAACAGUACGGAGCAUCACCGCAACAGCAGCCGUAUGGGGCACCGCCUCAGCAGUAUGGCGGAUCGCCGUACGGGGGCUCUCCAGCACCCUAUGAAGCUCCGCAGCAAGGCUACAACAUGCCGCCAACACCGCUGCCCCAGCUGCCACCAGAGCCGACCGGGCCACGGCCCUGCGUGAUUCCUCGUAAGUAG